Aedes albopictus (Asian tiger mosquito) is the source of this 1718-nucleotide messenger RNA. RefSeq lists its product as uncharacterized. Gene Ontology annotation, molecular function: catalytic activity. The transcript is spliced from 3 exons. The record is from RefSeq and is a predicted model, not a curated record. NCBI's taxonomy places the organism in Eukaryota, Metazoa, Arthropoda, Insecta, Diptera, Culicidae. The coding region runs from base 714 to 1718 and encodes 334 amino acids.
GAAACCAAAAAUGAUGGGCUUACUGUUGAUUUGUGGAGAAUACUGCAGCGCAAUGUCGUAAGUCAAAGACACGUCGAGCUCGUUUUCACUGUCGACGGAGCUUCGCUGAGCUCUAUCAAAAAAAAGUGAAUACAAUCUCGACUUCAAAUUUGGGAUUGCUUAUCUUAGGAAGAAAUUCCAAAAGAAGUACCAAAAUGAUGGCAGUGAAAGACCAGGGAGUAGGGAUGACAAUGAUUCUCGACAGACCCACGUAGGCACUGGCGAUAACAAGAUGGUCGUAGACCAGAUUGAGGAAAUCCCAGGACCAAGUGGAGUCGGGGAAGCAAAAACAAACCGUAAAGCUACUGGUCACACUGCAAAUACUGUCGGCGCUAAAAAAAGUGAAAAGAAACCGACAAACAAAGGAUUUAACCCAGAAUACCGAGAACUGAAGAUUCCAGAUGGGAAAAAUCUAAAUAAGGGGUGUCGCACAACCAAGUAAGGGGAUGAAGUAAAUCCCCGCUCAAGCGGCGAACAACGACAUCUUCAACAGCAAAAAAAUUAAGUUCAUUCAAGUGAAUCUUCACCAUGCGAAGGGAGCAACUGCUGUACUUUGCAGAAGAUUUACGAAGAGCAAACUGGAUAUCGCAUUAAUCCAGGAGCCAUGGACAACUAACAGUAGGAUAGCAGGAAUUCCUACAUCUUAAUUUAUAAAAAGAGACAUCGUCGCAGUAAUGGUGGAGGUGCCAACAACCAAUGGCAAAACGGAAAUCUACGUUGCAUCAGCAUACUUUCCGGGAGACAUAGGAGAAGUUCCUCCACCGGAAGUGGUAGAGUUUGUUGCAUACUGCAACACACAAAAUAAAGCGUUUAUAAUUGGCUGCGAUGCAAAUGCCCAUCACACGGUAUGGGCAAGCACGGGCAUCAAUAGCAGAGGUGAGUACCUUUUAGAUUAUAUCUAUAACAAUGAAAUAGACAUAUGUAAUAGGGGAGAAGCACCAACAUUUAUAAAUGCAAUAAGGCAGGAAGUACUUGAUUUAACAUUGUGUAGUCCGAAAAUCUCGGAAAAAAUAAAAAAUUGGCAUGUAUCUGAUGAAGCAUCAUUAUCGGAUCAUAUGCAAAUCUUAUUCGAGUAUGAGGCUGGUCAACAACUCACACAAACUAUAAGAGAUCCCAGAAAAACAAACUGGGAGCUUUACAAUUCAGAGCUGAGAGCUGGAGUAAACACAUUACAAACAUCCUCAAAAUCAUGCACAGAACUUGAAGAAAGUUCAAAACAAAUAUCAAAUUUGAUUUUGAAUGCAUUUAAUAAAAGUUGCACUGCUAAAGAACGCUGGUGGAAUAACCGAUUAGCCAAACUUCGAAAGAAAACCCGGAAAAUGUUUAACUGGGCUAAACGAACUCAACAGUGGGGCCCAUAUAAGGAAUCCCUUACAAAUUAUAAUAAAGAAAUAAGAAGAUCAAAAAGGAUUAACUGGAGGCAUACAUGUGAAAGCAUUGAAACUACUCCAGAAACCGCCAGGUUGCAAAAAAUCCUUGCAAAGGAUCAUUCUAACGGGUUGGGAACACUGAAAAAAGAAAAUGGGACUUUUACAAAUUCUGCAAAUGAAACGUUAGAGUUGAUGAUGAAAACACAUUUUCCCUGUUCAGUAAUCAAUUCAACUGAAGACCAGAGUUCAGCUGUAACAGAAACUGGCGUUAUUGAAACCAGGACCUUGGAGUUCAAGUUCAUGGGAUGA